Toxotes jaculatrix (banded archerfish) is the source of this 592-nucleotide messenger RNA. RefSeq names its product M-phase specific PLK1 interacting protein. The record is from RefSeq and is a predicted model, not a curated record. The transcript is spliced from 2 exons. The coding region runs from base 99 to 536 and encodes 145 amino acids. Lineage: Eukaryota; Metazoa; Chordata; Actinopteri; Toxotidae.
UUCCGGUUCCGGUUCCGGUUCAGUGGCGUGUUUUGUUGUCGCGGUGCCUCUCAGGAAGCAGAAUCCUCCGGAUCUCCGCAUCGUUUUUAGCCGCUCAGAUGUACCGAGCCCCGCUCAGACCUCAGCGGAGUCCCGGAGCUCCGAGGCCGACUGGAAGGUUUCCCUCCCCGGUUUCCUGCUGGGGUUUCCCCGGCGCGCGUUCCCCGUACGGAGGCUCCGGAUAUCGCGGAGGUUCUCCCCGGGGCUGCCCCGCUUACUCUCCGCGUUCUAACCGAGGAUACUGGGACGGGUCUCCGGCCGGGUUCGGCAGCGGUUCGCGGGGCUUCGGAGGACAGAUGCGGCACAGAGGGGGCGGUUUCCGGCGGCCUCAGUCCUUCAGUCCCGGCUCAGCUCAGAAGGCUUCAGACGCUUCAGUGGAGAAAUAUUUCAGCCCGUCGAUGCUGCAGGACCCGUGGGCAGCUCUGCAGCCGCAGGCAGACACGCAACAUGACGGCAAACAGGAAGCAACAACAGACGCAGGCAGACACACAACAUGACGGCAAACAGGAAGCAACAACAGACGCAGGCAGACACACAACAUGACGGCAAACAG